Molecule: messenger RNA, 1144 nt
Organism: Drosophila biarmipes
Lineage: Eukaryota; Metazoa; Arthropoda; Insecta; Diptera; Drosophilidae
Gene: Mst77F
Product: histone-like protein 18C
Exons: 2
Coding region: 174-845 (223 amino acids)
Source: RefSeq, a predicted model, not a curated record
CAUUCAGUUUGUAUUCUACUUUCCUACGAGACACAACUAUUUUUUACUUAAAAAAAAAACCUGAUCAAGUUCUAUACUAUCAGCUCAAACAACAUUCUUACAUUCUUCUUUGAAAUUUUCGUGCGAUAAACUUAAAUUCCGAUUCUUUUUCUUGCCUUAAGAUACGUUACGAAAUGAGCACUUUGGAACUGAACGCUAGUGAGCAGGGCGUUGGAAGCCCGAAGCCAAGGACCGCGUCUGAGGAAUCGAUCGGCGAUGUCGGUUCGCCGUCUGAUAAUUUUGACGACUUCGAUGGUUGCGAUAUAUUGGCUGCCCAGGGCAAAGACACCACUUCCGGCUACAUCAACUUUCUGAGGGAUUUCAUAAGCCGCUAUGGCGAUUUGUACACAUGCCAGGCGUUGACAAUUAAAGCUAAGGAGCGAUGGAACAACAUGUCCUUCCGCCACCGGUGUGAUUACAGUGUGGACCCAGUUAAAAUUGUAUGUAGACGCGAUGACGAUGGCAGUGAGAGCAGCAUUUCCAACUAUCUGGACAGUGAGGAGAAAAGAGUGGAAGCCUUUGCUCCCGUGGACAAUUUCUUCGGCGCCCGCAACGUAACCGGCGGCAGCGAUAAUAUGUGUCCCAAAAAGCGGGCCCCUAAGUGCGGCAAACCCAAGAAGAGUUGCGCCAAGCCGAGGCGCAUGAAGAGCUGCGCCAAACCGAAGCCAAAGUGCAGGGCCGCCUGUCCCAAGCGCAGAACGAAGGCUGCCUGUGCCAGGCCCAGGAAGAGUUGCCCCGCUGCGAAGCAGAGGUGCCCUAAGCCCAAGCCAAGAUGCUCCAAGCCCAAGCAGACGUGCCCCAUGUAAUCGUGGAUCCCAACGUCCCGCCCCAUGACCCCCUCCCCCCUUUAGGCCAUCUUUCCAAGACCAGAGAUCAGACCAAAAAUUAAGAAUGCUUGUUGGCAGCGCUGGAGUCUUUGAAGUUGGAUAACCUCCAGGGAACCAGGACCUCGAGGUAGCGGAGCCCCAGUGAUUCCCCCCGCUAGGAGGCUUUCACAGAACGGAGGAACGUGGUUCUCGUGCCGGGAAGGCCCAAGUCUGGAUUCUCAAGGCCAUCACAUCAAGCAAAUGUAUUUUCGGACAAUAAAGGUGUAGUCUGAUCGAAA